Molecule: messenger RNA, 1615 nt
Organism: Ornithodoros turicata
Lineage: Eukaryota; Metazoa; Arthropoda; Arachnida; Ixodida; Argasidae
Product: methyltransferase-like protein 25B
Exons: 13
Coding region: 39-1544 (501 amino acids)
Source: RefSeq, a predicted model, not a curated record
GAGCUGGACCAGACUUGGCAACACUGUCCACCCGUGCCAUGCGUGGGUUGUUGCGUACUGCGAGUGAUGCAAGUGACGUAGAGAAAUAUGCAACCCUUUUGGUGAAGUUUUUGUCAGAGUAUCGCUGGUUGACGGACGCUUAUGUGCUCGACUACUUUGUGGAAAAUCACUGGCAGAAGCUACCUUCAUCUUGGCAAAACGUCCUGAAAGACAUUGAACUUGAUUAUCUCUCCCAGUUGCUCGAAACUGCAAGCCAUUUCAGGCCACGAGCAAUAUGGCCCUUGUCUCUACUGUGCACCAUAAGAGUUGCCAAACUUUCAGCUCUGACCAGGAAGCCAGUUUCAUCACCAGAUGAAAUUCCAGAAUUCUCUACCAAACAUUGUGCAAGGCCACUACAUGAAAGCAACGACAGGCUAGGCUCAUUUGAGCCCAGCGAGAAUUUGAGCCAUGCCUUUCGAAAGCAUGUAAAACCCAAGAAACAGCACGAGAUAUCAAGACUCGGAAAGAUUGUGCAUCUGCUGUCAUGCAAGUCAAACAGCAAGCACGUUUUAGACGUAGGGGCUGGCCAUGGUCACCUGGCGAGACUGCUGGCUUUGGGCUACGGCCUCAAAGUUUCCACAGUCGAUGUUGUAGGAAGCCAUCAGAGUGCAGCUAACCGGUUUGAUGAUCAGGCAGCACUUCACGUACAAAAGGCAGACAGGCGUGUUGGAAUCACGAGUCAUCCUUCAACCAGCACCAUUUCGGGAGAGCUACCGAAACAUUUCACCCUGGAGCUCUCAAAGGCAACUACAAGGGCAGAUUUAGAACAGUUUACCCGAAGUUCUUGGAGCCACAGAGGAGAAGAUCAUCCGUUUGUACUCGUAGGAUUGCAUUCGUGCGGGGACCUCGGACCGUCUAUACUUCGUCUCUUUGCACAGGUGCCAACAUGCCGCGCAGUGGCACUAGUCGGAUGCUGUUACAUGAAGAUGACAGACGAUGGGGGAAAACCACGAGUACGAGAGGCCAUUAGAAAGCCAGCGAAGCUCGUACAAACAGCGGUGAGGCCCUUGAGCAGGUUUGUCGUACAAGCAUCCCCGGAGGGUCUGUCUUACGAAGCGAGAGAAGUGGCGUGUCACGCAUUGGAAGCCUACAUUAAAAAGCUCAGAGACGACCCAUCGUCACUGAAAAUUCACUGCUACAGAGCACUACUGGAAAAAGUCAUCGUGAAGCGUUACCCGGACUACAGGCACGUACCAUUAGGGGGAGUGAAACAUGCUGCCAACAUGACCUUCUCAGAGUAUGCGGAGAAGGCCCUGGAGAAAUUUCCUCUACAAGUUUGUGACAUUCAAGUGGAUAACCCUGUCCUAGAAGAAGCUAUGAAAGAUUGGAAGAAGGUCAUCACUUUUUACUCUUUGCGUCUGUUGCUGGCUCCUGCGAUUGAAUCUCUCAUCCUCACCGAUAGGAUGCUUUACUUGUGGGAACAAGGUAUAUCGAGCUGUCUGGUGCCACUCUUCGACCCGAGCCUUUCCCCAAGAAACCACGUACUUCUGGCUAUUAAGCAAUGACGAUGGAAAUUUAUAGGAAUUAUGUCAGAUUUUCACCAUUCCACGUAAUAAAUAUCAUUUUAUGAAAGUGA